AUGGAAAGACACUUCGAGAAGAAGAGCCUAGCAAACAAGCUCUUUAUUCGUCAUCGCCUCUUUGCGGCCAAGACGGAAGAAGGAGAAGACGUGCUGGAGCACAUCAACAAGAUCAAAACGCUGGCGGAGCAGCUCGAUGCAGCAGGCGCUCCGGUCAGUGCGGACGACCUGGUCAUUACGCUUCUCGCCAAUCUCAGCGAGUCGUACGCGUUUCUCAUCACAGAAUUGGGGUCAAGAGCCGACUCGUUGUCGUGGGAACUCGUGACGUCUCGGCUGCUACACGAAGACUUAAAGCGCAAAGAGCAAGGUGGUGGCGUCGAUGGAGCCGCGCACAACCAAGGUCAAGCGUUUGUAUCAACGGGAAGUGGACGGCGCAAGGGACGACAAGUGUCAGUGAAGGGUAACAGCACCUGUCACUACUGCGGUGAACAUGGGCAUUGGAUUGCCACGUGCCCAACUCGGAUUUGCGAGAAUGCCGAGCGACAACGGCCGCAGCACGCAAACAUUGCACAGAAUGAUGACGAUUUUGGCGAUUAUUGUUUCUCGGUUGGCGACAUUGCGUGUACGGUCAAAUCAAGUUGCGUGUGGCUGAUUGACUCCGGAGCGACACAGCACAUGACGUACUCGAAAGAGUACAUAAAGAAUUACAAGAAAAUUGCACCAAUCGACGUGCAUCUCGCCUACGAUGGUGUGAAACAAGCGAUUGGAACGGGCGAUAUUGUGAUGUCGAUGAUGACACCACGUGGAAUGAAAACGGGUUUGCUAACAGAUUGCCGCUUCCAAAAGGAUGCAAAGCGAUUGGCGGUCUUUCGAGUUCAGAAACAUCAAGACAGAGAGGUCGAACGCUACAAAGCGCGUCUGGUGGCCAAGAGAUUUGCACAAAAGUACGGCAUUGAUUAUGAGAAAACUUUUGCAUCAGUUGCGAAAUUUCCCUCAAUUAGAGUACUGCUUAGCCUCAGUGCCAUUUACGGUCUCAGGGUUCAUCAGUUGGAUGUGAAGACGGUUUUACUAAAUCGACUUCUUGAAGAGGACAUCUUCAUGGUGCAGCCCGACGGUUAUGUUGACAAAAGUCAUUCCGAUCAUGUGUGCAAGUUAAAAAGGUUGUUGUACGGGAUCAAGCAGUUGCCAAGAACGUGGAACAAUACGUUUGAUGAUUUUAUGCUACAUCUAGAAUUCAAGAAGUGUGAAUCGGAUCAUUGUGUGUACACAAAGCGUACAGCUCAAGUAAUGAUUUUUGUUGCGCUUUACGUUGACGACUUGACCCUCGCAAGUAGCAGUAUCAACAUGCUCCGAGAAACAAAACAAGCCCUUAGCGAGCGAUUCGAGAUGACCGGUAUGGGCCAGCUCAAGUGUUUCUUUGGCAUGGAGAUUAAACAAGACACGGUAGCGAGGACAGUUUUGACGUUGCAGACCAAGUUUGCACACGGCAUUUUGGAGAAGUUUAAAAUGGCACAUUGCAAAACGGUCCAUACGCCACAAGAUCCCGGUCUCAAGCUAACCAAAAUCAUGUGUGAAGGUGGAUGCAAACAUGACGAGACAAUGGCUGGCGUGCCGUAUCGCAAUGCCGUUGGGUGCCUUAUGGAUCUCAUGGUAGGCACGCGUCCAGAUCUGGCAGCGGCAGUUAAAGAGUUGAGUCAAUUAUGCAGCGGAUCCAUGUCCAACGCGUUGGCAAGCUCUUAA
This is a messenger RNA of Plasmopara halstedii, 1680 nucleotides long. Its product is annotated as retrovirus-related gag-pol polyprotein. Bases 1 to 1680 code for a protein of 559 amino acids. The transcript is spliced from 2 exons. Lineage: Eukaryota; Oomycota; Peronosporomycetes; Peronosporales; Peronosporaceae. Gene Ontology annotation, molecular function: zinc ion binding; nucleic acid binding. The record is from RefSeq and is a predicted model, not a curated record.